GCGGCAAAUUGACUGCCAUCGCCACACAACUCGUUCUUUCAGCUCUACCUGGCAACAAUCAGUUUUUAAAGCUGUUCACCUGCUAUGGUUCUCUGGACGGCCAUCGCUCUGGCCGGUGUGGCUUACAUUGUAUAUAAAUUGUUCUUUUCCGCAAAAAAUGGAAAACCGGAGAUUCUAAAGAAGGACUGGAAGAAGGACACCGUUUACUUAUAUCAGUUUCCUCGCGCGAAGGCUCUGCCAAAUCUGUCACCUUUCUGUUUGAAGAUUGAAACGUUCCUCAGGGCCAACAAAAUUCCUUAUGAAGUAUGUCCAUUACUCAUGGGUAGAUCGCAGUACGGCCUGCUACCAUUUGUGGAGCUGAAUGGUGAACACAUUGCGGACUCCCAAAUCAUCAUGGAUCGCCUUCAAAAGCACUUCAACGUCAAGCAACUGGACAAUCCAAAAGAUCGAGCCAUAGCCCGGGCGAUUGAUCGGAUGAUGGAUAGUCACACAUUCCUCUUACAGUACCAAUAUAAAUUGAUUGACAACGACAACAGUCUCGUUGAAAUUGCGUUCCGUGAUGGUGGAUUUCCAGAAGCAAUAUUGCCUAUUAUCGUGCCUCCGAUGGCAUAUAUGAUGAGGAGAAAGGCUUCCCAAAAAGUUGCUGGUAGUAUCGGAAAGCUUUCCGAUGACAAUUACAAAGACCUUCUUAGAAAAGAUUACGAUGCAUAUCAAACCUUACUGGGUCAACAGAAGUUCAUGUUCGGAGACGAGAUUUCUGCGGCUGACUGCACACUUUUUGGACAGCUCGCAACAACGAUUUAUCUCCCUAUCAAUAAUUACGCAAAGGAGGUGCUGAAAGAAGAGUAUCCAAAGCUGGUACAGUACUGUGACCGAAUCAGAGAUACUGUUUUUGGAAAGGAUUUCACAUCUGAAUAAUAGCUUGUUAAUCGACCUAUAUAUUGACAAUACUUUUGCAAGUCUAAUGAAUCUGAAGAUGAGUAUGUCUCUACCUCAAUAAAUCCUCUACUUUCUCCUUUUCUUUAUUUUAAGGGUCAUUACUAUUUUAGGGGUCUUGCCUAAAGUACUGUAGAGAAAAUAACAUUAUGUGAGCAAUAAAAUGGCACUUGCUAGAGAAUUAUGAACAUGGAAAGUCCGGGAAUCUGAGACGCCUUCUUGACGCAAACACCUUUACAGAAGUGAAAUCUUAUUCUAAGCUUCUUUCUAGGUUCUCUUAAUCCUUAUUUUUCAAUUGCUCCUUCUAAGAACACCCUGAAAAGAUUGUGAAUAUUUUUUAUUGCUGUCAUAAUGGAAAUUAUAAAUAGUAAAAAAGAUGAUGCAAAAUAUUCCUGCAAAGCACAUAUGUUCCGUUCACUUGUAUUUGAAUAAACU
Molecule: messenger RNA, 1371 nt
Organism: Cylicocyclus nassatus
Lineage: Eukaryota; Metazoa; Nematoda; Chromadorea; Rhabditida; Strongylidae
Source: the annotation of a GenBank genome assembly